AUGGCGAACGUCCUGUACUUCCUCCGCGUGGCGUCGGACCAGGCGCUAUCGCCCGAGACGAUGGAUACGGCGGUGGCGUGGGCCUGUUAUCGCGGGCCCGGGCUGCUCGAGUCGCUCCUGCGGACCCUCCAGCAGGCCCUGGUCCCGACGUUGUUGUUUAAUCGCUGGCCGACGAGCAUCGAGAAGGACGUCCAGACGGCCCUACAUCGAUUUAUGGCGAUCAUGGUCGAGGACGUGAACCACCUGCGGGGGCGGACGGUGUUGUACGUCCCGGAUGACCUCACGGGGGCCGACCGCGCGCUCGCCUCGAACGACCGCGAGGUCGUCCAGCGCUACGAGGCCACCGUCAUCCACUGGACCCGCCAGAUCAAGGCCGUCAUCGGCGAGCAGGGCGCCAACGCGGGCUUCGAGGAGCGCGGGCCGCUCGACGAGAUCCACUACUGGCGAUCCCGCGCGCGCGAUUUGGAUAACAUUCGAGUCCAGCUCAACCGCUCGGACGUCGGCGCGAUCGUCUCGAUCCUGCGCGAGGCGAAGUCGUUCUAUUAUUUGGAGCCUUUUUUGGACCUCCAGGCCGAUAUCGAGCGCGGGACCGUCGAGGCCUUUGACAACCUCUGCUUCCUGAGCACCCUGAUCGACCCCUGUGAGCGGCUCGCGGUGGCCAAACUGAAGGAAAUCCCCGGCCUGAUUGGGGAUAUUUUGGUCAAGGCGCAGUUUAUCUUAAUGCACUCCAAGCACUAUCGAAAGGAGCGGUUUUGCCAUCUGCUGCGCAUGGUCUCGGACGAGAUCAUCCGCCGCUGUAGUGUGCGCAUCGACAUCGCCGCCAUCCUGCGCGGCGACGUCGCGCAGAGUAUGGUGGCCCUGCAGGAAAGCAUCAGCGCAGGCGAGGCGUGGAUGCGGGAGUGCCGGAAGAUGCUCCUCGCGACCAAACUCCGCUUCAAACACGAGAAGGGCGAGAAGCUCGAGAUCGACGAGGGCUCCUUGCUCAACGAGAUCGACGGCUUCGUCAGCCAUCGCUGCCAGAACCUGAAGGAGAUCUGUCAGGGGCAGAUGCAGUUCGGCUUUCGCAGCAUCAGCAGCCCCGCCGCGGCGUCGUCGCGGCCCUCGCGGCAUCGGCUCUCCCAGCGCGCCAAGGCGACCCCUCGGGGCUCCUUUUUUCCCCCCACCGACCCCCACGCCGGCCGGGCCGCCCUUCAACUCCCCGACCUCAACGGCACCCAGGCCGAGUUGGAGGGGAUGUUUGAGGGGCGGCUGCCGCUUUUUAGCGGGAACAAAGGCCCGGAGAUCGAGUCCCAGCUGAUGGACAUCCAGCGCGCCUUCAAGUCCAAGAUCGACAUGCUCCGCGGGCUGGAUUAUAACAUCCUGGACGUCAAGUCGACCAAGUGGAUUGACGACUUUGGCGUGCUGAAGACGGACAUGGACAGCCUGUCGAUGGUGAUGCGGCAGAUCAUCACGGCGGCCUUUGACAGCAUCGCCACGACCACGACCGGGGCGGAAUACAUCGAGGCCUUCUACGUCCUAAGCCGAAACGAGGAGCUCCUGCUUCAGCUCGAUCGCAGCAAGGAUCUCGUCUUUCGGCUUUUUAUGACCAGCGUGAAGAUGGUCCAGGCGGAGAUUCAGCGCUACUUUAAUCGAAAACCCACGCUGUUUUAUCUCCACCCCCCGUCCGCGGGCCACGCGUACUGGGCGGUCAACAACAUCGCGGCGAUCUCGCAGGGCUAUGAGGAGCUUUACCGCUGCUAUUACCUCCCGGAGUCGCCCGAGUCCCAGGAGGCGAUGGAGUUGUACGACCGCCUCGUGCGGUCGCUGAAGGAGACGGUGCGGAAGUAUUACCUGGACUGGCGCGAUUCCCUCCCGUCCAAGCCGGCGGAGUACCUGGACAGCUAUUUGCUGGUGCGCCGCCAGGACGGCGGCAAGACGACGGAGGAUCCGCCGCGGUUUGAGGUGAACUUCCCGAAGCCGCUGCUGUUGUUGUUUGACGAGGUGCGGUAUUGGCAGCGCCUCGGGGAGACGAUCCCGGCCCACGUGCAGGAUAUUUGCUCCAAGGAGGAGCGGCUGCGGGUUUGCCGGGAGAACAUCGCCCUCGUGACUCGCACCUACAACCACGUCAUCACCUCUUUGGAGACCCGCGAGGAGCUGCGGCUUUUUAUGCUGCGAUUGCGCUUUCUGGAGUCGAAAUACCAGCCCGGGCUGACCAAAUUGUGGUGGAAUUCGCCCGGGAUUGUCGAGUACUACGUGCGGGAGUGCCGGUCCCAGACGGAGGGCGUGCAGAACAUCGUCGACGACUACAAACACACGCUAAUUUUUGUGGAUCACUUUUGCCGGGCCAUCGCGGACACCUUGUCGGUUUCCUUCGAGCUGAAGAAAACCUCCGUGCUCUCCGCCUUUGUGGAGCGGCAAACGCUCUAUCGCCGAAGCGUCCGGGCGAAGCUGAAGGGGGUUUUUGGCCGCAUUGUGGACCGUCUUUACCACCUGUUUCACUACUUCCGCGAGGACUACACGCACGACGAGGUGGUGCGCGCGGAAUGGCAUCAUUUGAUGGAGAGCGUCGAGCUAAAGCUCGAGGAGGCGCUCAAGACGAUGGUCAAGCGGUCUUUGUUGACGGUCGAGCGCACCCUCCCGUCCGAGGUCUCCGAGGAUCGGCUGUGCGAUAAGGUCUUCCGCCUCGACGUCGUCAUCAGCGUCGCCGAGGACGUCAACAAGCCGAUCAUCCUCGCGAUGCCCAGCGUCGAGGACGUCUCCAAGCAGGUCAACGAGGUGUGCAAGCAGAUCAUCGCGACCGUGCAGGAUUUACCCCACAUCGAGGACUCCCUCGCCGCGCGCAUCGCGGGCGAGAACGCGGAGGAGCUCGCGGAGCAAAACUUCGCCCCCGUGGCCUACCAAGGCCGCCCCACGGAGGAUCUUCACCUGCGCGGGACCUACUUUGAGUGCAUGGCAGGGGACGAGGAUAUCAUCUUGUCCCUUCAGCGCAUCCAAACCUCCUUUAUCGCGAUCAGCGAUAAAGUCAAGGACAAGCUGCUCCACAUCUGGCGGCUUCACCAAUCCCUCUCGACGGACAAUCUGUGGGCGACCGAGAAGCAGGACAAGCGCAUCAAGCAGGGCUGGAAGCCGGAGGACUACCGGAUCAACAUGGACAACGUCAUGCACCGGCGGGAUGGGAUGGACAAGCAGGAGCCCUUCGCCGAGGUGCACUUUUUGCUGCUCGAUUUCAACAAAAUGAAGGAGACCUUCCGCACGCAAUGCCAGCUCGUGAUCAAGCACUACCACGGGCUCCUCUACAGCGAUGCGAAGCACGAGCUGGACCUGCUGUACCGCGGCUUCCGCACCACCAUCGAGGGCCUCACGCGCGAGCCCCGCACGCUGGAUCAGCUCGGCGAGCAGGUCCGCCAGUGCGCCGAGGCGAUCGACAACCUGCCCGCGAUCUCCGCCCGCUUCGAGCCCUUGCAGGAUCGCUUUAGCCUGAUCACGUCGGAGUUGUACAACUUCGGCGGGGUCGACCCCGACGACGUCGCGCGCUGCGCCGCCCUCCCGGACGUUUUCGCCGACUACAUCGACAAGUUCAACGCCGUCCGGCGCCAGCUCGACGUCUACAAGGAGCAGUUCAAGCACGACCUCGAGACCGACCUGCGGGGGCUGAUCUCGAACAGCUUUCUCCUGCAUCGCCAGGUCGCCGAGGAGGCGCCGAUCGCCUGGGGGCUGGCCACCCCCGCGGCGUUCGCGGAGCUGGAGGGGAUGGAGGGCCGCGCGCGCGGGCUUCGGCGCACCGAGCAGGACCUCCAACACGGGAUCGAGAUCUUCAACCUCGCCCGGCCCGGGCUGGAGGAUCUCGCCAGCGCCGAGUCCCAGCUCGCGCUCCUGCGGCAGCUCUGGGGGCUGGUGGAGAAGUGGAAGCUCCGGCGGCAUCGCUGGAUGCACAUGUACUUCAUGACCCUCAAUAGCGACCUGAUGUUGGAAGGGCUGGAGAAGAUCCGCCGCGAGGUGCUCGGCCUCCGCAAGGACCUCGAGCACUUCGACGUCUGGCUCCGCCUCAAGGACGACAUUGACCUUCUGAAGAAGAUUCUGCCGAUCAUUGACGACAUGCGAACGCCGGCGAUGCGGCAGCGGCACUGGGAGUUGAUCAAACUGCAGAUGGACAUCGACUUCGACAUCAACGACGAGGGGUUUUGCCUGCAGUGCCUGAUGGACGCGCGGGUGGAGACGCAGGCGGAGUUCAUCGCCAACCUCUCGGUCGCCGCCCGCGAGGAGCUGAAGAUCGAGACGAACCUGGACAAGAUCCACCAGUACUGGGACGCCGCGAGCUUCACGAUCGAGCCCCAUCAGGGCUACAACCGCAUCACCCACCUGGACGACCUAAACACCGCCCUGGCGGAGCACCUGACGCUGCUGACCGCGUCGAAGAUGUCCCGCUUCGUGGAGAACUUCCGCGGGCGGGUGAUUCAGUGGGAGCAGACCCUCUCCAUCGUCACCGACACGAUGGAAGGGCUGAUGAACGUGCAGACCAAAUGGAUGUACCUCGAAAACAUCUUCAUCGGCUCUGAGGAUAUCAAGCGCAAGCUCGUCGCGGAGGCCAAGAAGUUCGACUCCAUCCACGCCCAAUGGCUGACCAUCAUGUCGCGGUUGGUCAAGGACCCGAACGUCGUCCGCGGGACGCGGCGGGAUACCCUGCUGGACCAGCUCAACACCAUGAGCGCGGAGUUGGAGGUGAUCCAGAAAAGCCUGGAGUGGUUUUUGGAGGACCGCCGGCGGGUCUUCCCGCGGUUUUAUUUCCUGUCGAAUGACGACCUGCUGGAGAUUUUGGGCCACGUGAAGGAGCCGUCGAAGGUCCAGCCGCACCUUCGCAAGUGCUUCGAGGGGCUUUACCAGCUUUCCCUCAAGCAGGUGCGGGGCCGGACGAUCGUGGAGGGGAUGGCCUCCGCGGACGGGGAGUUCGUGCCGUUCGGGAUGCCGAUGCCGCUCGACGGCCUGCCGGUCGAGGUUUGGCUCCGCAACGUCGAGGCGAAGAUGCGGGAGACGGUCCAAUCCAGCGUCAAUCGCACCCUCCACGACCUCCAGCGCGGCGUCUACGACCCGCGCCACCCGAUCAACCGCGAGAAGCUCAAGGCCUGGGUGGAGCGGAACGAAGGCCAGUCCCUCAUCACCGCGGCGUCGAUCAACUGGACGCAGCAGGUCGAGCUCGCGAUCGGCGAGUACGGCGAGCUCCACACCAGCGCCGGGCUCAGCCUCGCGCGGCGCAAGCUCUCCCCUUUAUACCGCGUCUACAAGAAGUGGAAAGGGAUGAUUCGGAAGUACUGCCAGAUGGUCCGCCAGCCCCAGAGCCGGCUCCAGCGCACGAAGUUGGUCGCCCUGGUGACCAUCGAGGUCCACGCGCGGGAUGUCCUUCGCCAUCUCCUCGCCCGCCGGGUUCACCAACUCGACGACUUCGAGUGGUCGCGGCAGCUGCGGUUCUACGCCGAGGACCCCCCGGCCCUGCUCUCGCCGGGCGCCGGGAAUGGCCACUUGUCCUUCACGAACGGGGCGACCGGCGGGGCGGGCGCGAGUUCGCCCGCCAACGGCGCCGGGAAUGCGGCCGGGGCGGAGGGGAUUUCGCCCGGGAUCGCGCGCUCGGCGCCGCGGGUCUGCGUGGUUCGCCAGACCAGCGCGGUGGUGCGGUACGAUUACGAGUACCUCGGGAAUAGCGGGCGGCUGGUGAUUACCGGGCUGACCGAUCGCGCCUAUAUGAUGUUGACGACGGCCCUGCAGCUCUUCCGCGGCGGCCUCCCGCAGGGCCCGGCGGGGACCGGGAAGACCGAAACCGUCAAGGACCUCGGCAAGGCGAUCGGGAAGUACGUGAUGGUCUUUAACUGCUCCGAAAGUUUGGACUACCGCUCCGUCGGGCGGAUGCUGAGCGGGAUCGCGCAAACCGGCGCGUGGUCCUGCUUUGACGAGUUUAAUCGGAUCGAGGUCGAGGUGCUUUCGGUCGUCGCGCAGCAGAUUUUGUCCAUCCUGGCCGCCGUCUCCGAGCGCCGGCAGGCGUUUCUGUUCGAAGGGACGGAGAUCCCGCUCAAUCUGAAUUGCGGGAUCUUCGUCACGAUGAACCCGGGCUACGCCGGGCGCUCCGAGCUCCCGGACAACCUCAAGGCCCUCCUCCGCCCGAUUUCGAUGAUGGUGCCUGAUUUCGGCCUGAUCUGCGAGAUCACGAUGCUCUCCGAGGGCUUCGAGGAGUCGGAGGGGCUGUCGAAGAAGGUCUCCAUCCUCUACGAGCUGAUGGAGAACCAGCUGUCGAAGCAGGACCACUACGACUUCUCCCUGCGCAACAUCAAGGCGGUCCUCGUGCAGGCGGGCAACCUCAAGCGGGAGAACUUCCCAGGGACCGAGUCCCAGCUUUGCCUCAAGGCGAUGAAGGACAUGAACCUGCCGAAGUUCGUCAAGGCGGACGUCCCGCUUUUCCUCGCGAUGUUGGGGGAUCUCUUCCCGGGCGUGGAGCCGCAGGGGAGCGGGCUGGAGGAGCUUUGGGCGGCCGCCCUCGACGAGCUCGAGGCCGCGAACCUCGAGAAGAACGCGCAGAUCCUGAGCAAAACCCUGCACUUGUGGGAUACGCUGCGGACGCGGCAUGGGGUGAUGGUGGUGGGGCUGUCGGGGUCCGGCAAGACGGUGACCUGGCGAACCCUCGCAGGGGCGCUGAAGCGGCUCGCCGACAGCGGCCUCGGCGGCCCCUACGAGCCGGUGCGGGUUUCCCUGCUCAACCCCAAGUCGGUCACGAUGGACGAGUUGUACGGCAGCUAUAAUCAGGCCACGCGGGAGUGGAAGGAUGGCAUUUUGUCCGACCUCAUGCGGCAGAUCUGCCGCGACGCCUCGGAGACGCACUACAAGUGGCUGCUUUUUGACGGCCCGGUGGAUACGCUGUGGAUUGAGUCCAUGAACACCGUCCUGGACGAUAACAAGAUGCUCACCUUGAACUCCGGGGAGCGAAUCAACCUCAACCCCAGCGUGAGUAUGUUGUUUGAGGUGCAGGACCUCUCGCAGGCCUCCCCGGCGACGGUCUCGCGGUGCGGGAUGGUGUACUUCACCGUGGAGGAUCUGGGCUGGCAGCCUUUCGCCAUGACGUGGCUUCGCUCGCGGCGGAAUUUCGAGAUCGCGCUGAACACCCCGAAGCCGGACGCCACGAUUCACGAGUUGGAGGACUUCGUCCUGAACACGCUGGCGAGCACGCUGGCCUUCAAGGCCGCGGAGUGCGCGGAUUUGAUGCCCACGACGACCCUCAACACCGUCCGCUCCUUCACGACGAUGUUCGACGCCCUGGCGACGUCGGAGGCCCGCCCGGUGAUCCCGGGCGGGGCCGCCUACCAAACCUCGCAGGCCGGCGACAAUUACCUCCCUCAACUUCGGAUGUUGGCGAUGUUUUGCCUGGUCUGGGCGGUCGGCGGGCCCUUGACGGCGCCCUCGCGGCAGAAGUUGGACUCCUUCAUUCGCGAGAUGGACUCGUCCUUCCCGUCGACGGAGACCGUCUUCGAGUACUUCCCGGAGCUGCAGGGGCUGCGGUGGUGCGCGUGGGAGGAGCACCCGGGGCUUCGCGCGCGCUUCGCCCCGCCGGCCGCGACGCCCUACCACGCGCAGAUCGUCCCGACUUUGGAUACGGUGCGGUAUGAAUAUCUCAUCUCGCAGCUCGUGCGGAGCCGCGUGCAUUUAGUCCUGGUGGGGAUGGCGGGGACGGGGAAGUCGCUCCUCGCGCGGAAAGUUCUCGCCGGCCUGAGCCGCGAGACCCACAUGACGGCGGCGCUGAACCUCUCCGCGCGGACCUCCGCGCGCAACGUCCAGGACAUCAUCGAGGGCCGGAUGGAGCACAAAUCCAAAAAAGUCUGCGCCCCCCCGCACGGGCGGCGCAUGAUUUGCCUCAUCGAGGACUUGAAUAUGCCGGCGAAGGAGAAAUUCGGCGCCCAGCCCCCGCUCGAACUGCUUCGGCAGUGGUUGGAUAAUGGGUUUUGGUACGACAGCCAAACCCGCGCGCAGCGGAAGGUGAACGAUAUGCAGCUCCUCUGUUGUAUGACCUACGGCCGCCCCGACAUCUCGGAGCGGUUUAUGAGCAAGCUGAACAUCUUCAACAUCACCUUCCCCACCGAGACGGUGAUUGAGAAGAUCUACACGGCGAUUUUGGAGAAUCGCCUGGCGCCUUUUGGGGACCUGCGCGGCUACAUCAGCGCGAUCGUCAAGGCGACGAUCGCGACCUACGCGCGGGUCUCCGCCGAGCUCUUGCCGAUCCCGAGCAAAUCCCACUACCUUUUCAGCCUGCGCGAUUUGAGCAAAGUCUUCCAGGGCAUCUACGGCUGCGAUUUGUCCUCGCUGACCUGCAAGGAGCACCUCGCGGGGCUUUGGCUGCACGAGUGCGAGCGCGUUUUUGCCGAUCGCAUGAACAACGACGCCGACCGCGCGUGGUUUCACCAAAUCCUCAACGAGAAGCUCAACAACGACUUCCAGACAAAGUGGGUGAGCAUUUUGAAAUCCUUUAUUAAAGAAGCCGGGGGGGGGAGGACGGCACUGGGAGGCGGAGGAAAAUCCUACGCGGCGCAUCCCCCGCCGCCGCCGCCGCCGGUGACGGAAAACGAGAGCCCGAUUUUUGUCGAUUUCUGGGAUGGCGAGUACGACGAGAUGGCGAAGUACCGCUUUGUCCCCUCCAUGGAGGCCCUUCGCCAGCGCGUGGAGGAGAGUAUGGAGCAGUUCAACGCGGAGCCCGGCACGCGGCCCGUCAACCUUGUCUUUUUCAACGACGCCCUCUGCCAUCUCUGUCGGAUUCACCGCAUCAUUCGCCUCCCGCACGGGAACGCGUUGUUGGUGGGGCUCGGGGGCAGCGGCCGCAGCUCCCUCACCCGCCUCGCCGCCUACCUCGCCGGCUAUACGUUCUUCACCAUCGAGGUUCACAAAAAGUACGACAUCGAGUGCUUUCACGAGAAUCUCCGCACCCUCUACAAGGCCUGCGGGGUGAAGCACCAGAACAAGGUGUUUUACUUUUCCGACAACCAGGUCAUGCACGCAGCCUUCCUAGAGGACAUCAACAACAUGCUGUCCUCCGGCGAGGUCCCGAACCUCUUCGUCAAGGACGAGCUCCGCCAGAUCCAGGAGGAUGUGCGGAAGCUCGCGCUUUUGGAGGGCUGCCGGGAUGCCCCGGACGAGCUCUACAACUUCUUCCUGGAAAAGGCGCGGCGCCACCUGCACCUCGUCGUCGCGAUGUCCCCGGCGAAGAAGGAGUUUCGCGAUUGGCUUCGGCAGUUCCCCGCGUUGGUGUCCUGCACCUGCAUCGACUGGUUCGCCGCGUGGCCGACGGAGGCGCUGAAGGAGAUCGGCCUGCGGUACUUGAAGGAAACCGCCGAGUCGGACGAAACCGAGGAGGAGCUUAAUACGAUUUGCGAUAUGUUUGUUUACAUGCACGACACCACCGGGGAGCGCUCGCAGCAGAUGCGGGAGCACCUCCACCGCUAUAAUUACGUCACCCCGUCCUCCUAUUUGGACCUCGUCCGCGGCUUCCGCGCGAUGUUGACGCGAAAGUGCGAGGACAUCACGGAGCAGCGGGACAAACUCGCGAACGGGAUGUCGAAGCUCGAGGAGACGAAGCUGACGGUGAGCCGCAUGACCGAGAGCCUCAAAGUCCAGGACGAGAAGCUCCAGCUCAAGUCCGAGGAGGUCUCCAAGGCCACGGAGAGCAUCCAGGUCCGCCAGCGCAUCGCGGAGGAGCAGCAAACCCUCGUCGCCUCCGAGAAGGUCAAAAUCGAGCAGGCCAAGCGCGCCGCGUUGGGGGAUCAGACGGAGGCCCAAGCCGACCUCGACCGCGCGAUGCCGACGCUUCUGGAGGCCCAGGCCGCGCUCGACAAGCUCGACAAGAGCGAUAUCAACGAGGUCAAAUCCUACAAAACCCCCGCGGCGAUGGUGCAUACGGUGAUGGAGGCCGUCCAAACCGCCCUCCACCGCAAGCUGGACUGGGAUGAGGCGAAGAAGUCCCUCAGCGAGCCGAAGUUCAUUGACAUGCUGAAAACCUAUCACGAAACGCACGAUAUGACGGAUCAGAAGUUGUUGAACAGCCUGGACAAGUUCGUCAAGCGGCACGACUUCACGCCGGCCGCCGCGAGCUCGGUCUCGAAGGCGGCCGGGGGGCUUUGCCAGUGGGUGAUCGCGAUUCACAAGUACGGCAACAUCUACAAAGAGGUCCACCCGAAGAUUGUGAAGAACGAAAACGCCCAUCAACGCGUCCGCGCGCAGGAGGAGAUGCUCCGACAGAAAGAGGAGAAGCUCCAGCGCAUCGUGGACGAGGUCCGGCGCCUCGAGGCGGACCUGCAGACCAACAUCAACGAGAAAAAUCAGCUCAUGCGCGAUGCCCGGGAGACGCAGGACAAACUCAGCCGCGCGCGGAUUAUCGUGGACGGCCUGGAGGGCGAGCGCGAUCGCUGGACGGAGUCCAUCGCGCGCUACGAGAUCGACCUGGGGAACAUCCGCGGCGAUACGCUGCUCGCGACGGGGUUUAUGAGCUAUUGCGGGGCCUUCACCGCCGAUUAUCGCCUGCUGCUCUGGCAGAGUUGGCUAAAAGAGAUGCGCCGGCUCCAACUUUGCAUGAAUCGCGACUUCAAUUUCGUGAAUUUCUUGGUCGACCCGACGGAGGUGCGGGAUUGGCACCAAACCGGGCUUCCCGGGGAUGACUUUAGCCGCGAGAACGGCGCGAUCGCGAUGUGCGGCCCGCGCUAUCCGCUGAUGAUCGACCCCCAACAGCAGGCGAUUAAGUGGAUUAAACGCAUGGAGCGCGAUAACGGGCUCAAGAUGAUCGACCCCAAGCAGCCGGACUUCCAAAAAACGGUCGAGAACGCCGUCUUGCUGGGCUGUCCGCUGCUUUUGCAGGACGUCCUGGAGGAGAUCGACCCGAUUCUCGACCCCAUCAUGUCCAGGGCGAUUAUCCGCAAAGGAAAUCGGCAGCUCGUCAAGCUCGGGGAUAACUACAUCGAGUACAACGAGAACUUUAAAUUAUACAUCACCACCCGCCUGUCGAACCCGCACUACUCGCCGGAGACCUGCACCAAAGUGUGUUUGUUGAACUUCGCCGUCAAGGAGCAGGGCCUGGAGGAGCAGCUGCUGAAAAUCGUCGUGGAGCGCGAGAAGCCCGAGCUGGAGCACGAGAACGAGAAGCUCAUUUUGGACAUGGCCGCCGCGAAGAAGGAGACGAAGCGGCUGGAGGAUGACAUUCUCGAUUUGCUCUCGAGCUUCCAGUGCUCGCUGCUGGAGAAUAAACGGCUGAUCGACACUUUGCAGUCCGCCAAGGUCACCGCGGCGAACAUCAAAAAACAACUCAAGGAGUCGGAGGAGACCUCGGUGAAGAUCUCGCAGGCGCGCGAGGAGUACCGCGAGUGCGCGCAGCGGGCGUCGAUACUCUUUUUCGUCCUGGCGGACCUCGGCGCGAUUGAUUCGAUGUACCAAUUCGCGCUGGACUCCUACAUUGAGCUCUUCCAAAACAGCAUCCGCCGCUCGACGGAGAAGAUCACGUCUCGCUCGAUGGAGGAGCGGAUUAAGACCCUGAACACGUGGCAUACGGCGGCGGUCUACACCAACACCUGCCGCGGUCUUUUCGAACAACACAAGCUGCUCUUUGCCUUUCACAUGACGAUGCGCAUUUUGCAGGCGGCGGGGAAGGUGAACCUGGAGGAGUACACCUUUUUGAUGCGCGGGGGGCAGAUUUUGGACAAGCAAGGCCGCCUGCCGAACCCGGCCCCGCUAUGGCUCUCGGAGCGGUGUUGGGAUCAUCUGCUCGAGCUCGACAAACUCACCAAUUUUCACGGCAUCGCCGCCCACGUCGAGCAGAACGCCGAUCUCUGGCGGGAGUGGUACCUUCUGGAGCUCCCCGAGGAGGCCGAGCUCCCGGGGGACUGGCAGAACCUCUGCCGGGAUAACUACAUCCAAAAGAUGAUCUUUGUUCGCUGUCUCCGCCCGGAUCGGCUGGUGUUUAUGGUCUACGAGUUUAUCGAGGACCAGCUCGGCUCGCAGUUCGUCGAGCCGCCGAGUUUCAACCUCAAGGAGGCCUACGAGGAGAGCAGCAAUUCGAUCCCGCUGGUGUUCGUCCUCUCCGCCGGGGUGGACCCGACGACGCAGCUGAACGCGAUCGCCCAGCGCGAGGGCCACACCCUCAAAACCCUCGCCCUCGGCCAAGGCCAGGGCGAGAACGCCAAGCGCGCGAUUCAGGAGCUCAGCCAGACCGGCGGCUGGGUCUUCCUCGCGAAUUGCCAUUUGAUGGUCUCCUGGUUGGUGGAGCUGGAGAAGAUCAUCGACGACCUGGCGGAGCAGAACCCGCACAAGGAUUUCCGCCUCUGGCUGAGCUCGGUCCCCACCCCGGGCUUCCCGAUUGGGAUUCUCCAGCGCGCGAUCAAAAUGACGACGGAGCCGCCCAAAGGGAUCAAAGGCAACAUGCUCCGCCUCUACAACGGCAUCAGCGAGGAGCAGUUCGCCGACCACGGCGGGGCCCACCCUGUGUUCUACCGCAACCUCCUCUUCGCGCUCUGCUUCUUUCACAGCGUCCUGCUGGAGCGGCGGAAGUACGGGACCCUGGGCUACAACGUCCUCUACGACUUCACCGCCGCCGACUUCGAGGUCUCGGAGAACAUCCUAGAGCGCUAUCUCCACCACACCCUUUCCGACCUCCCGGAGGACAUCCCGUUCGUGACGAUUCGCUACCUGAUCGCGGAGGCCUCCUACGGCGGGCGGGUCACCGACGACUGGGACCGGCGCCUGCUCAACACCUACAUCGCGCAGUACAUGUGCGUCCGAGGGGUGCGCGAGGAGCGCUACGCGCUUUCCGCCGCCGCCGAGUACGUCAUCCCGGCGGAGUGCACGACGGUGCAGGCCUGCCUGCAGGAAUGCGCGCGGCUCCCCAUCACGGACCCCGCCGAGGCCUUCGGCCAACACGCCAACGCCGACAUCGCCAGCCGCAUCGCCGAGUCCAGCGCGUUGUUGGAGAAUUUGAUCGGCAUCAACGCCACCCUCGCGCGCGGCGGCGGCGGCGGCGGCGGCGGCGGCGGGGGAAGUGGAAGUACGGGCAUGGGGAGCAGCGGCGGGCCCGGCUCCGCGCGGCCGCCCUCGCAGGAGGAUCGCUGCUUGGAUAUCUUGGCCUCGCUGGAGGAGCCCAGUAAGGCCGCGAUCCCGGCCUUGAUCGACUACGACGCCAUUUUCGAGGCCACCAGCGAGGAGCGCCAGAGCGCGCUCAACACCUGCCUUCUGCAGGAGGUCCAGCGGUUUAACCUGCUGCUGGCGAAGAUUCACCGCCAGCGCGGGGAGCUGCGGCUCGCCGUGCGCGGCCGCAUCGUCAUGUCGGACGAGCUCGAGGGCAUCUUCACGGCCCUCCUCCUCGGCCGCGUCCCCGUGGCGUGGGGGAGCGCCUACCCCAGUCUCAAACCCCUCGCGAGCUGGUCGGUCGAUUUGGUAGGGCGGGUGGAGCAGCUGAAGAUGUGGGGGCAGCGAACCCCCGCCGUCUUUUGGCUCUCCGGCCUCACAUACCCGACCGGAUUCCUCAAAAGUUUACAACAACAACAGGCCCGCACCGAUCGCGUCUCGAUUGAUCAAUACGGGUGGGAGUUCCUCCUGCUCACGCAGGAGGAGCGGAGCAUCAUCCACGGCCCGAAAAAGGGGGCUUACGUCCGCGGCAUCUACCUCGAGGGGGCGGGGUGGAAUUUCGAGAACAACACCCUCUGCGAGCCGAAUCCGAUGGAGCUUAUUGUGCGCAUGCCGGUGAUUCACUUUAUCCCUAAGUUGCACACCAACAAGCCGCCCACGGAGUCCAUUUACAAGGCCCCGCUUUAUAUGUACCCUAUUCGUACCGGAACCCGCGAGAGGCCCUCUUUUGUCGUCGCGAUCGACCUCGAGAGCGGGGAUGCCGUUCCAGAACACUACACCAAACGCGGUACCGCCCUUCUGUUAUCGACGGACGAAUAA
This is a messenger RNA of Phytomonas sp. Hart1, 13926 nucleotides long. NCBI's taxonomy places the organism in Eukaryota, Euglenozoa, Kinetoplastea, Trypanosomatida, Trypanosomatidae. The record is from the annotation of a GenBank genome assembly.